AUGACAGCAGAAUCUACCAGUGACGGCAAUCCGUUCGACGACCCGUUACCGACGCAGCCGCAGCCUGAAGUCGCGCCGGAAGCGACUCUGGCAGUCGGCCGGAAUGCUUCACUUACUCUCGCUACCGACUCACUCAUAAUAUUAGACGAAGGCUUUGUUGGAAGGGAGACGUCAAACUGCUGCGGUCUCCUACCGAGCAGAAGUAAGACCACCCUCGCCGUUCCAUUCUUCAACAUUCUUUGGGCGGAGUUGAGCGAUUGGGAAAUCGCUAUUCGCUACGCCCGCCAAGUAUCCAAAGACGUCGUCCGGCCGGCGUACGUCAACUACACUAUCGACAAGAACGACCGCGUACACGCGCAAGCAUGGAUCGAGCAGCUUCUAAACAGGGCGUACGGUGCCUCCCAGCGACAGAAGCGCAUUAAGGUGCUUAUAAACCCGUUUGGGGGAAAGGGCAGCGCAGCGAAGUGGUACACGCAGGAUAUUGAGCCCAUCUUCGCGGCAGCCAGAUGCGAGGUCAACGUCGAGAGGACACAGUAUAUGGGCCACGCCCGAGACCUGGUUGCCGAGAGCCUUGAUCCGGACGCUUGGGAUGUCAUCGCUUGCUGCUCCGGCGACGGAGUGCCGCACGAGGUGUUCAACGGGUUGGCGCGGAAGAAGGAUGCUGCGCGUGCGCUUGCCCAGGUAGCAGUGGUACAAUUACCGUGCGGCACAGGGAACGCGCUGAGCUUGAAUCUAUACGGCAGCAACAGCCCCAGCAUAGCCGCCCUCGGGGUUGUCAAAGGCCUCCGAACGCCGUUGGAUCUGGUAUCCAUCACGCAAGGCGACACGCGCAGCCUGUCCUUCCUCUCCCAGAGCGUCGGCAUCAUCGCCGAGAGCGACUUGGGCACCGAGAACCUGCGGUGGAUGGGCAGCGCGCGCUUCACGUACGGCUUCCUCAUCCGUCUGCUGGGCAAGACAGUCUACCCGUGCGAGAUCGCCGUGCAACUCGAAGACGACCAGAAGAGCUCCAUACGGGAGGCCUUCCGCGCCGAAGCCUCCAAACCACUCCCAUCGACCCUGCAGCGCGAUCUCCCGCCGCCUGACGCCGGCCUCCCAGCUCUCCGCUUCGGCACUGUGAACGAUCCACUACCUCAGCACUGGCAGCUUGUUCCACACGACAAGAUCGGCAACUUCUACACCGGCAAUAUGGCGUACAUGUCACCCGACACCCCCUUCUUCCCCGGCGCCCUUCCCAACGACGGAUGUCUGGACAUGGUCUGCAUCGACGGCGACAUCCCCCGCUCGACAGCGCUCAAGAUGCUGCUGUCGGUGGAGAAGGGCACGUUCUUCGAGAUGCCAGAGGUGACGUACCGCAAGGUGAGCGCGUAUCGCAUAAUACCGAAACAGUGCGUCAAGAGGAAGGAGGAUGGAUAUAUCAGCAUUGAUGGCGAGAGGGUGCCGUUUGAGCCGUUCCAGGCGGAGGUGCAUAGGGGGUUGGGGACGGUGCUCAGUAGGACGGGACAUAUGUAUGAGGCGCACGGGUUGAGGUAG
Messenger RNA from Coniosporium apollinis CBS 100218, 1530 nucleotides. RefSeq lists its product as uncharacterized. Gene Ontology annotation, cellular component: membrane; cytoplasm; intracellular membrane-bounded organelle. Bases 1 to 1530 code for a protein of 509 amino acids. The transcript has 3 exons. Gene Ontology annotation, biological process: sphingosine biosynthetic process. The record is from RefSeq and is a predicted model, not a curated record. NCBI's taxonomy places the organism in Eukaryota, Fungi, Ascomycota, Dothideomycetes.